This is a messenger RNA of Aplysia californica (California sea hare), 4560 nucleotides long. RefSeq lists its product as uncharacterized. NCBI's taxonomy places the organism in Eukaryota, Metazoa, Mollusca, Gastropoda, Aplysiida, Aplysiidae. The record is from RefSeq and is a predicted model, not a curated record.
AUGGAUGACGUCAGCACACAGGGACGACGGCGACCUCUGGCGGCGGAAGCGAGCGCGGCUGGUAGGUCGGGGAAACCCGCCAAGUCAAAGACCAAAGGCAAACGUUCGAAACCCUCGCGGGAUAAGAACUCGCCUCUGACACCAGGGGACGGUGGUCUGGAUUCUGCUCCACCACCACCACCACCCACCACGCCCACGUCACGUGAUGCGGCCACGUCAAAUAUCGUUGAUGACGUCACUAGCCGGCUAGCUACGCCCCCUGUGUGUACUGUGUAUAACAUGAGCACGCCACUUCCGGGUCAGUACCACAAUCAUGACGAGGGUGACAGCGUCAAUGUUUCAGGGAACGAGGUCGUGUUGGAUCAGACUCCUCUCUUCCCCUCACCCCCCUCCACAACCACAAGCGCCAAGGCACCCGGCGAGCAGCUAGCUAGCCUGGGGACAGAGCAGACCGAGCAGCUAGCUAGCAGCAAAGAAGGCAUAGAGUCGGGCGAUCAGCGAGCGGGCAGAUCUGAUCGCUCCACGGCUCGCUCGCGCAGCUCCUCUGCGCAUCGCUUCUCCAGCCUGUUCCGACGCAAGAACAGAAGCAAGUCGGAGGCAGAUCUCAGGUCAGACGGGAAGAAAAGAGAAGCGAAAAGCGAGCGGAGAGAUGCGAAAAGUGAGCAGAGAGAAGCGAAGAGCGAGCAGAGAGAUGCGAAAAGCGAGCAAAGAGAAGCGAAAAGCGAGCAAAGAGAAGUGAAUGGCGAGCAAGCUGCCAAUAAUCCUACAACCGACUCAGAGCUCAAAGACGACUCAGACAAACGCUCUACCCGAGGCCGGCCCGUCUCUGACGUCAUCGAGAGCGGUCAGACGUUCGGAUCGUCGUCCGGUAUCCGGUCAAAGUCUCCUCACCAGGAGUACAGUUUCCGUAACGCGCCGCGCGCCAGGCUGCUCAACAUGACGGUUCGAGACGCGCAUCGAGAACGUAGCCAGAGAAGGGCGGGCUCUCUACCCCGCCACACACAAGCCGGGCAAUCAGAGUCGCCACACACGCCACACACAGACGGGGGUCGCUCAAGCCGCUACCAAACACCCCCCGUCUCUUCCACAGGCGAUCUCAACCGUAGCUCCACCUCCGAGGGGCAGGCCGGGCGGUUGGCGGGUGUUCUACCUCGCCACCUGGCGCUAGACGACCACAGAUCCUCCUCUCUGCCUCGUCCCAAUCGGGGAAACAGGAAGUACGCGAGCGACACGUCGCCCACCUCGCCACUCGGCAAGUCCCCGUCUUUCCCUGAGGUGAGCCCCUACAUGAGGGCUCAGGCGGACACCACGCGUGACUCCUUCAGCCCACUCGGUCACGUGACUUCGGGAGAGGAGGAGGAUCACGUGGUGUGGCAGGAUGCUGAGGAUGCGAGGACGCUGGUGGAUGAGAAGAAGGGGGAGGAGGAGGGUGUGGCGGUCGGGGCAGUUGGAGAGGGCGGGGCCAAUGUCGCUGACAGCCGCGCCAAGAGGAAAGCUUCUCUCUCCCAGUUCUUGGAGCUCCGGCACACGCCCAGCGGGGGGUCGUCGUGGUCACGUGAGCGAAAAGCCAGUCAGUCCAGCGACUCGGGGGUCACGUCACGUGACGCUUCACCUCGGCCGUGGAGGGAAAACAGCUCCACGCGAGACGCCACGUCUGACAGCGGGGCGAGUGUCCCUGGAGACACCACUCGCCACGUCACGCGGGAUGCCACGUCGCGCCCUGGUUCAAACGUGACGGCAGGAGACGCCACCACGUCCCGCGUGAAGCUAAACGUGGCACAAGACGCCACGUCGGAGGUUGCUCAGCCACAAGAACGUUUGUCUCAGGGAGGAGCCGGGUCGGGUGUCGGGUCAUGGGUCACUCAGAGGUCAACAGAUUCCCACCAGGGCUGGUCACGUGAUCGGCCUGCCGCGCCCAGACUCUCCCUGAACGGUGCAGACCUGGGGGAUGACCAGGUGUCGGGACUGACCACACCGCUCCGGCCAAUGUCCGGCCUUGGCGAGCAGAACCUGUCCUCCUCUGGCCCGGGGUUCAGCGCGAUGACGUCAUCUUUCCCAUCAAGUGACCAGAGCGAGUCGCUCUCCUCCAGCACAGCGGUCAGUUCCAUGACGUCAUCGUUUCCCUCCAGUGAUCAGGGCUACGUGGACGGGGAUAGUCUCCUCUCGGCUGAUGACGACAACGACGACGACGAUGAUGAUGACGAUAACUCUGCUUUCUCCACACCUCCCGAAGAGCCCGAUUAUGAGGACGGAGAUAAGCCAGGAAGACCUGAAGGUGGUUUGAACCCUGGACUUCUAGACAAGCUGCUGAGGGAACCACAGGCCUGGGCCAAGCGCGGCAACAAGUGGCGCGACGGUGACGUCAUCCACGCGCCUGGCCCGCCGGUCAGUGAGGUCAGCGGUGAGCUGAGACAGAGGUACGUCCCGCGCGCCGUGAGGCGCUCCAAGAGCGACGUGGAGAGGAAGACCGCGGCUCCUCCUCCUCCUAGGGUUCUCAACAGGAACAUAAGCGAGCUCGGCGGUCCGGCACCCGCUGGGAUGUCCGGCAUGUCCGGAGUGGAGGAUGACCGGCUGUCGGCGACCAGCACAACCACACUGACCAGCCCAGACCUGGGAGCCCCGGCCUGCGAGCGAGUGGAGCAGAAGGCGGUCCCCGUCAUGGGUACAGUAGCUCAGCAGAAAUAUCGCCGGACUUUCUCCCCCUUACGUACACGGAAGUUCCCUCCGCCCGGACCGGCGGGGCAGUUGUCUCCCUUGCCUCCUGGUCUUGACUCAGUUAUUUCCCUUAGCACAGACAUUCCAGCAGAGACAUCCCCCGCCUCACGCCCCGUGCCCGCCCUCAUGCACGUCACUUCCGGCGAUUCCCCCGCCCUGCCCUCCCCCUACGAACAUUUACCUCAACCCUCAGUAAAGGGCGAGCCACCAGGCACGCUGACCCCCCAGAUAAGUGCUGUGGACUCGAACUCUAAACCUUCCGCGCCUCUAGAGAAGAAGGUGCUCAUCCACGGCGUAGAAGCGUCCCCGGGGUGUGAGGUCCGAUACCCAGGUGGUCGCACAACCACGGACUUUCUGCAGGGUCAGUCUACAGCAGCAGGUACCACCCAGGACUCGCUCUCCUUGACCAAGGGAGAGAAGAGUGGGGGAGACGAGCGGGGAAUCACGGGCGAGUUAUCCCCCGCACACUUAACGGGUGAUGGUCGUCGUGAUGGUGGGACCCACGCGGCUCACCCUGACCUUGACCCUGACCCUGACCUCUCAGAAGUAGACAAGGUCAAGGCCGCCACGGUGGACAGGGAGUGCCAGACGUGCACCUGGUUGCUGGAUGCCUACUACAAGGAGCAUCACAAGUCCACGAAAAGGAAACGGGGUUUUAACAUUUUCUCUCGGCGAAAGAGCCGGCGGAAGAACGUGGACGACAAUGAUGUACCCGGGGUGGCGGCGACGGUGGUGGUGGUGGAAGGGGGGAGUACAGGGGAGCGGGCUGUGCCAGACCCUUCUCCCACAGAGUCGUCACGUGACCCGGAGGAGGCUGGGGUCACGUGGCCGGCGACUUGCGCGGACCUCAUAACGUCAGCGUCCCCGGAGAAUGUUGUGGAAGACGAACAAGAACAGCAGCAGCAACAGCAACAGCAGCAGCCGGAGGCGAAAGCGUGGUCCGAGGAACAGAUCCUGGAAGCGAUGAGCCAGCCCCCGAGCCGCUCUUCCCCCUUCAAGAAGUCGGAGAGAAAGUCCAAGAACAAACGGCGACGAGGCAAGGAGGCGGCCACUAAAAGCCCCAAGUCUAUCCUCAAACACACCUCAUCCUCCCCUAGCUCACCGAGAGCUCCCAGAGGCAAGUCGCUGUCCACCAGUGACGUCACUGCCAUUGACCCCACUAAUGAGGUCACGGGUCAUGAGCGGUCAGCAGAUGAUGAUGGGUCAAGGUUAGAGGCAGCAGACGGGGAUAGAGUAACCACAGCCGGACCUUCCACAGAGGCGUCGGGAGGGCCGGGGGUUCAGAGGUCACAGUCUGAGCCCGGGGAGGUAGUGAAACCCAAGCGGUUGUCCUUCACCGCCAUUAUCCUACUGAAGAACCGCAUCUCCAGGUUCCGGGAGAAGAAGAAGGAGAAGAGGAAGGGGGCGGAGCUAGGCGAGGAGGUUCUGGAAGCGGAGAUCCCCAGCGACACGCUCAUCUCCAUUGAGAACGAGCUGAACCUCAGCAAACUGGAGGUGAGCAAAGAGACGGAUAUACUUGACGAGGACUUCUUCCAACCAGAGUUCUCAUUAGACUACAACAAAAAAUCCAUCAGGUUCGAACCCCUGCCACCCAGCGAGCCCAUGCAGAGCGAGGAGCCUCUGCCACCUUUGACCCCGUCCACCACACGGAGAUUACGUCAUCGAAGGGAGAGCACUCUCCGGGAGCGGAGGCGGAAGUGCAUCGCGUACUGCAAGAAGUUCGUGGCGUUCCUGUUCUCACAUAUCGGUCUGUGUUCUCUGGUGGUGGCUUACACCAUCAUGGGCGGCUUCAUCUUCCGGGCUCUCGAGGAGGGGGCGGAGUCUAGCGUGAGGGGAGCUGUCACG